GGCGGGGAAGGAGGCGCAACAUGGCGCUGCCCGCGGUGCUGCUGCGCGGGGCCGGGGGCGGACCCGCCGGUCUCCAGAGCCGCCUGCCGCGGCUCCUGCUGGGCGCCCUGGGCACGGCCCCCCCCGGCCCCCACCCCCGGCGCGGCCUCGCGGCCGAGGCUAAGAAGACCUACGUGCGGGACAAGCCCCACGUCAACGUGGGCACCAUCGGGCACGUGGACCACGGCAAGACCACGCUGACCGCCGCCAUCACCAAAAUCCUGUCGGAGUCGGGCAGCGCGCAGUUCAAGCGCUACGAGGAGAUCGACAACGCGCCGGAGGAGCGGGCCCGUGGCAUCACCAUCAACGCGGCCCACGUGGAGUACGCCACGGCCAACCGCCACUACGCCCACACCGACUGCCCCGGCCACGCCGACUACGUCAAGAACAUGAUCACGGGCACAGCCCCCCUUGACGGCUGCAUCCUGGUGGUGGCUGCGACCGACGGGCAAAUGCCACAGACCCGGGAGCACUUACUGCUGGCCAAGCAGGUCGGGGUGCAGCACAUGGUGGUGUAUGUGAACAAGGCGGACGCGGUGCCGGACCAGGAGAUGCUCGACCUGGUGGAGCUCGAGGUCCGGGAGCUGCUCACCGAGUUCGGCUACGACGGGGAGCGGACGCCCGUCGUGGUGGGCUCCGCCCUCUGCGCCCUCGAGCAGCGGGACCCCGAGCUGGGGCUGAACUCGGUGCUGAAGCUGCUGGAGGCCAUCGACACCCACAUCCCGCUGCCCGUCCGCGACCUCGACAAGCCCUUUCUGCUGCCCGUCGAGUCCGUCCACUCCAUCCCCGGCCGCGGCACGGUGGUGACGGGGACGCUGGAGCGCGGUACCAUCCGCAAGGGCGACGAGUGCGAGUUCCUGGGCUACAACCGUAACCUGCGGACGGUGGUGACGGGCAUCGAGAUGUUCCACAAGAGCCUGGAGCGGGCGGAGGCCGGGGACAACCUGGGGGCGCUGCUGCGGGGGCUCAAGCGGGAGGACGUGCGCCGAGGCAUGGUCAUGGGGAAGCCCGGCUCGCUGCGGGCCCACCAGAAGGUGGAGGCGCAGGUUUACAUCCUCAGCCCCCAGGAGGGGGGGCGGCACAAGCCCUUCGUUGCGCACUACAUGCCCGUGAUGUUCUCCCACACCUGGGACAUCGCCUGCCGCGUGCUGCUGCCGCCGGACAAGGAGAUGGUGAUGCCGGGCGAGGACACGCAGCUGAGCCUCAUCCUGCGGCAGCCCAUGGUGCUGGAGCAGGGCCAGCGCUUCACCCUGCGCGAUGGCUCCCGCACCAUCGGCACCGGCGUCGUCACCAAGACGCUGCAGCUCGGCCCCGAGGACGAGGCCAUCAACUGGGGGUAGCGGGCGGCCGCCGUGGAGCCACAGGUGGGGGGUGGCCGCCGGCGGGGGUCCCCAGGCGCCGGCGGGGGGGCCGCACAGCCGGCGGUGGACGGGGGACGCACAGCCGGCGGCGGGCAGAGGCGACGCCGCACGGCCCCCGCCCGUUAAUAAAGGUCUGGAAACGCGGCCGCGGCUCCGGCUGUCUCUGGGAAGGGCUCGCGGCGCCCCACACACGCACCCCAGUCCCGGCUGAAGUUAGUUUAAGAUUUUAUUUUUUUUUUUUAAUUUUUAAAUAUUUUUUUUAACGUAAUAAAAAGUCCGAGUGUGGCGUC
Rhea pennata is the source of this 1690-nucleotide messenger RNA. RefSeq names its product Tu translation elongation factor, mitochondrial (gene TUFM). Bases 21 to 1379 code for a protein of 452 amino acids. Gene Ontology annotation, biological process: mitochondrial translational elongation. Gene Ontology annotation, cellular component: mitochondrion. The record is from RefSeq and is a predicted model, not a curated record. Lineage: Eukaryota; Metazoa; Chordata; Aves; Rheiformes; Rheidae. Gene Ontology annotation, molecular function: GTP binding; translation elongation factor activity; GTPase activity. The transcript is spliced from 11 exons.